CCCGUCUAGCGUCCACCCUUAACGCGUUGGUGUCGCAGUUGUUGGUCGGACUGUGUUUCGCCUUCCCAUAGGACGACGUCGACAUGGCAUUCGAAAGCAUUCUGCCGUGGCGGCGCUUCUCGGUCCGCCUCCGCUUCGACGACAUCCCGAUCCUGCCGCAGCUGCUCGCCAAGAUCCCGGCGCGCCACGUUGCGCGGCUGCGGCGCGGCCUCGGCUGCGUCUGGCCGCGGAUGCUCUGGCUCGCGCCGGGGCUCUACGAGCAGCGCGUCAACGCCGAUGCGACGCUGCACGCGGCGCGCCCGUACGAUGCCUUUGAGACGACCAUGUGGGCGCUGCGCGCGCGCCUCGACAACCGCACCGGCAGCAGCAGCAGCGGCGGCAGAAGCGGGGGCGGCAGCGGCGGCGGCGGUGGUGGCGGUGGCGGUGGCAGCGGCGGCGACGGGACGGGUGGCGGCUGGCGGGCGCCGGUCGACUCGUGCGUGCAGAUGGCGGGCGACGACGAGGAGCUCGACCUCGACGCGCUCCGCGCCGAGACGCGGCGCGAGAUGGCGGCGGGGGCGUUCGCGCUGAGCAAGAACGCGAGCCUCGUCGCCGACAUCAUCGCCGACUUUGCGCGCACGCACGACGACAAGGAGUUCGCGAUGAAGACGCGCUUCUUCCCGUCGGGCGUCAAGAUACCAGGCGUCAAGUGGACAGACUGAUGUUACUUGUGGCGUCUUUGAGCUAAGCGUGUUGAUAAAUGAGCGUACUGUGGUCUGCACUGGCCACUGUGGGAGCCGGCAGCGAGCGGCACACACCGAC
Molecule: messenger RNA, 801 nt
Organism: Emiliania huxleyi CCMP1516
Lineage: Eukaryota; Haptophyta; Isochrysidales; Noelaerhabdaceae
Exons: 1
Coding region: 84-701 (205 amino acids)
Source: RefSeq, a predicted model, not a curated record